CGUCUGUUGUGUGACCUGCGGUAGUUAAUGGUAUGUUCCCUGGUUUGCGCCUUGCUCUGCACUUUCAUUUGGAGGGGGUCUUGAGGAAAUUAAAAAUAAAAACUUAUAGCAAUUAAUUAUAUCUUCAAUGCGACUCCUCCAGUGACAACACCCUCUCUGAAGCCUCUAUAAGAAAGCAGCCUGUCUCGAUCAACUCCAACACAACCCUGCUCCUGCGACAGACACCAACAUGCUUCUGUUCCUCUUCUUGUUUGGUCUGGCUCUGGGUGCUGUGCCUCCUCCUGAUGACCAUAAAAUGAGUCUACAGAGGGUCGGCUGUCCCUUGUUCUGGUACAGCUUCAACGGCCGCUGCUACAAGUACCUCGCCUCAGACAUGACCUGGGCUGAUGCAGAGAUCCACUGUGUCGGAGAGGGAGCCAACCUGGUGUCAAUCCACAGUCUGCAGGAACAGAAGUUUGUCAAAUUCCUGAUCAAGAACUUUGACCCUGCUGAGGCGUGGACCUGGAUCGGACUCAGUGACAUCCACAAAGAAGGAACAUGGAUGUGGUCUGAUGGGUCUUCAGCCAAUUUUGUCUUUUGGCAUACAGGACAACCAACCAACUUUAAAGGACGUGAGGACUGUGUUCACACAAACUUUGGCAGAGAAAUUAAAUGGAAUGAUUUACCAUGUUCUCAUAGAUUACAAUUUGUUUGUGCAUCUCGCACAACUUGUCCUUAGUAACUAAAAAGGUUAUGUUUGAUUGAACUCUGACUUUCCACCUGUUCCUCUGUUAUUAUGCAUAAAGCCUGAACAAUAAAGAUGCAAAAUUGUUCACAGAA
Messenger RNA from Anarrhichthys ocellatus (wolf-eel), 819 nucleotides. RefSeq names its product lactose-binding lectin l-2-like. The coding region runs from base 230 to 718 and encodes 162 amino acids. NCBI's taxonomy places the organism in Eukaryota, Metazoa, Chordata, Actinopteri, Perciformes, Anarhichadidae. The transcript is spliced from 3 exons. The record is from RefSeq and is a predicted model, not a curated record.